AUGUUUUCAUAUCUAUCUAUCUAUCUAUCUAUCUAUCUAUCUAUCUAUUAUCUAUAUCGCAGUCUGUUCAUCUCUAUCUAUCUAUCUAUCUAUCUCAUUCACUACAAACCCAAAAACACACACACACAUAUACCAUUCUCUUCAUCUCUCUCUGUCUCUCUAUCUGUUUAUCUUCAUAUCUAUCUACCUCAGUUUGUUCAUAUCUUUCUCAAUCUGUUUCUAUCUAUCUAUCUAUCUAUCUAUCUAUCUAUCACUUUCUCUUCAUAUAUGUCUGUCUAUCUAUCCAUCCAUCCAUCUAUUUUGUUCUCUUCCUAUCUAUCUAUCUAUCUAUCUAUCUAUCUAUCUAUCUAUCUAUCUAUCUAUCUAUCACAUUCUUUUCAUAUCUAUUUACCUACAUACCUCCCUAUCUAUCUAUCUAUCUAUCUAUCUAUCUAUCUAUCUAUCUAUCUAUCUAUCUUGGAAAUAUAA
This is a messenger RNA of Acanthosepion pharaonis, 468 nucleotides long. Lineage: Eukaryota; Metazoa; Mollusca; Cephalopoda; Sepiida; Sepiidae. The record is from the annotation of a GenBank genome assembly.